This is a messenger RNA of Dacryopinax primogenitus, 1122 nucleotides long. RefSeq lists its product as uncharacterized. NCBI's taxonomy places the organism in Eukaryota, Fungi, Basidiomycota, Dacrymycetes, Dacrymycetales, Dacrymycetaceae. The record is from RefSeq and is a predicted model, not a curated record. The transcript is spliced from 3 exons. The coding region runs from base 133 to 1047 and encodes 304 amino acids.
ACUCCUAGGCUGGGCACUAUGAAGGUACUUAUAUGCCUUGGCUCGGGGCUGGACAGGGCCUAUCUCUCCGCUACUGGGUCCCUCUGAGCCUCACCCGUUUACUACUUGCGAUAACGAUAACAGUAUCAACAUAUGUAUUCAGAGAACGAGCACAAGCCGCAGGCCGAGUCAACCAGCGAGUCGUGGUUCGACCAAGCCCAGAAGUUGGGGGAACAAGCCAUGGCCGCGGCGCAACCAUAUGUAGAUACCGCGGUGCAGAAAGUGCACCAGGUCCAAGGUUCCGCUCAGCAGCAUCUGCAGCAGAGCAAGCAGCAGAGCUCGGUCGCGGCUAACAACUUGCAAGUUGACGCGGGGGAGAAGACCGAUAGCGCUGUUAGGGAGGGACAUGAGGAUGUGGAGAAGGCGAAACAAGCGGGGACGAGCUACGUUCAGCAAGCUGCGGGUUUAGCAGGGACUCUGCUUGCUCAAGCGCAGGGGUACGUUGCUGUCGGAAAGCAGAAGGCGAACGAAGCGUUCCAUGCGCAUCCUACCGAUCCGUCCAAGGGAGGAUCGAUCAUGUCCUCCCUGGAAUCGACGACCAACUCAGCUUUUGAAGGCAUGAAAUCCCUCCUCACUUCUGCGCAGGCUCAUCUCCCCCCUACGGCUGCUGCUGCGCUUGAACAAAAGGACGCCGCUGCUGGUCAAGCGCAUGAGAAUGUCGACCUUGCGGGGAGCGCAGCGAAGCCCUAUGCGGAAUCGGCGGCGAACCAACUGGGAGCGGUCCAGGGCUUCGCACAGCCUACCGCAGAUUCUGCAGCUACAGGGGCAAAGCAAGCCCAGGAAUCAGCAUCUGCUGCUCUCGCUAGCUCCAAGACGACAGCUGCAUCGGCAUACGACAGUGCAAAGGGGCAUGUCGCUCCUGUUGGCACUCAUCAGACUGCCGUGGCUCCGAAGGAACCUGCCACACCGGCGGAGAUCAUCGAGGAUGUGAGAACUGAGCCGGUUGACACCAAGUUGGAUACAAUGAAGGAGCAUCUGAAUAAGGAUGGCAUUCAGAACUCGGUUUGAUCUACUUCUUCAUUGGUUUUGAAUUAGUGGGUACAUAUGAUUUGUAUAUUGCAGCGAUUGUACCGUAUAUGAGCU